UUCGGUUACAAAAUGUAAAAUUUUUAAAAUAUAAUUCAUUAAACUACAGAAAUGACGGAAAAAUUAAAGGACUAUCAAGUUCUUGACGUACUCUGCGGUGGCACAUUUUAUAAAGUAAGACACAAGGUCACAAAUAACAUAUUUGCUUGGAAGGCGUAUAAUUGCUCUGCAUUCUCCGACGAACAAAUACAAAACGUUGAUGAUGAAGUGAAAAUAUUAAGUCAAGAACUAUCUGGCAACUUCCUACGGUACUACGAUACGAUAUUACAUGGACCAACGAAAACACUUUACUUUGUUCUUGAGUACAAUUCUUGGCAGAGCGUUCAGGAAUUAAUCGCACUAUGCAAGGCCACCGAUAAGCAUUUCACUGAAAGUUUCAUCUGGUAUCUGUUGCUAGAACUGGCGCGAUCGUGUAAGAUCGUAGAAAAUUUGAAUUUUGUUGCUCUAAGAAAAAGUGUAACACCAGAGUCCGUUUUUGUUAGUCAGAAUGGCGAGCUACGCAUCAAUUGUUUCGAGUUAUCUUUGGAGACUUCGCAAUCAUCAAAUCUCAUCCAACAAGUUGGGGAGUUAUUACGUAUCUUGUGUUACCGUCCUGGUGCUUGUGACGAUAAAAUAAAAGAAUUCCAUUAUAGCGACGACCUAAGAGACGUCAUAAGUUUCAUAUCUGACGUUAAAAACUCUAACAUACGUCCAGACGUGGUCCUCUAUCAUCCUACUAUACUUGCCAACACAGACUCUUUAACAUGUCCAAAACUUUUGUCGGAUAUACUUGUCUCAGCAGAGAGUUCCAUCAUAACAUCAAGUGCAAAUAAAUGUGAUUCAGAGAAGGCAGUAGAGCAAUCUAGGAUUAUUGAACCUCCUCCCAGAACACAUCUUAAUCUUGUUGAUAGUCCAAUUUACUGCAAUGUCCGUCCAAACUGGACUUAUGAGGAAGAUGAUUGUCCUCGGGACCCCAUGUCUCCAACAAUUGCUGCUUUGGCUCUAGAAUUGCCAGGCUUUGUACCAAGAAGUAGAAAACCUUACAGUGAAGCACUUGAAAUGUAUAAUCGUCCACAAUUGGUAUCUGAAGAGACUUUAAGUCAACAGUGGAUGUCUCGUCUCAUGGCACUCAGGGAAAGAGAAGAAUCUUUGAAUAAGAGGGAGAGGAACUUAAUUGCUAAAGAAAUUAUAAAUAGUCCUAUGACAAAGGUUAUACCUCUAGAUGAUUCAAACGAAUCUAGUAACUCUAAAAGUAAUGGAAUAACUUUGCCUCCAGUGUUUAAUCCAGUGAAUGAGGAAGUGAAAAACAACUGGGUGUCUCGGAGGCAACAAAGAAGAUCCAGCUCUGUGCGAACCAAAGCCAGAAGGAAGAGCUAUGCCUAUGAAGACUUAGACAGUUCAUUAUCUGCAGAUAAUGGAGACAGCAGCAUGAUUGUCACAGCUGCAAAAAUAACCAAGGAGAACAUGCCUGUAAGGAACAUAUUUCCUGAUAUAUCCACUAAGAAAGUUCAUUUUACGGCCAGUAACCCUUUUGUUGAAAGUGAUGAAAGUGUAACUCUUACAUUUUAUGAGUUGGAGAAUGUAGACAGUGAGAGGUACCAGGUUCCAAGGAAAGAUAAAAAAGUGCUCAAGGAUAUCACAAAGUUCAAAUAUUUAGACUUGGAGAAGCUAACUUCUGAAAAAAGAGCUGCCAUGCAUCAAGCAUCAUCCUCCCCUUCGAAACAAGCUAAGUUCACAAGUAAGGUAUUCACUGAUAUAACAAACAGUACUAUUAAGAAGACUCCAUCAAAAAGUAGUCUUUCUUCCAAGGGUUCAAAUGUCUCCAAAAGUUCUUUGAGGAGUUCAAGAAGUGUGUGGAGUUCUGAGUCUCGCAAGUUGAGUGAGAGUGAUAGUAGUGAGCAAAAAAGUCAUUCCAAUAACAAAAUGACUUAUGUGCAGACUCCUACUAUUCCUCCAGAACUCAAAAAGUCCAAGAGGAAGUCUUUGCUUCCAUUCAAGACCCCUUUUAAAUUUAAAACAACAACAAAGGUGUAAAACAACAACACUUAAUCAAAAAUAAACUUUUGUUAAGCGUACUUAGUUUUAUGAUCGGUUGAAUUUUAUGCACAAAAAUUAUUUUUGAAUUUGGAGUUAAGAGUAGAUUAUAAAUGCUUGUAACUAUUACAAUAAGUUCCUUUGGUUGUGGUAAUUAUUUUGUUAUUGUAGCUUGCUUCCUUCAUACUAGUUCCAUGAAAAUCGUGGAACAAACAAAUUAUGUGAUUUAUAUUGUUUUAUUUUUGUAUAUAAGAAUGAUACGGACACAAACCCACCCUUAUUUAGUAUAGAGAAUAUUCAAAUAUUGUUACAUACAAUAUAUUUGUUAUAGUAUUAUAUAUAACAUUUUUAAUAAAGAAAAACAAUGUGUGUUUUUAAUUUAAAAAUAAUAUUGUACAUAUUAAAAAAACAAAUUAUAAUGAUGCGACUUAACACUGGAAACAUUUUUAUGGAAAUCAAUCCUUAGUCUUUAGU
Nymphalis io (European peacock) is the source of this 2487-nucleotide messenger RNA. RefSeq lists its product as uncharacterized. Gene Ontology annotation, biological process: protein phosphorylation. NCBI's taxonomy places the organism in Eukaryota, Metazoa, Arthropoda, Insecta, Lepidoptera, Nymphalidae. The record is from RefSeq and is a predicted model, not a curated record. The coding region runs from base 52 to 2013 and encodes 653 amino acids. The transcript has a single exon. Gene Ontology annotation, molecular function: ATP binding; protein kinase activity.